AUGGACAACUUCGCUUGUCUAGGAGGCACACUCUCGCGCAACACAAACAUCGACGAUGCGGUUGCCCUUCGUCUCUUCAAAGGCAGCCAUGCCUUCAGUCGGCUGCAAGCCUCCGCGCGGAAUUGCCACGGUCUUCAAACGAGCAGCGAACUGAUGAUGUACAAGGCCGUCGCCCUGACGACACUUCUCCACGGUGCGGAGAUUUGGACCGUCUACUCCAGUCAUGGCAGAAAGCUCAACCACAUCCGUCUCACCUGCAUCCACAGAAUACUGAAGCAGAGGUGGCAGAACAGGAAAUCGGACACGGGAGUCCUGGGACGGACCGAAAUCCUUAAGAUCCACGCCAUGUUGAGACAACUGCCACUUCGCUCGAGCGGCCAGCUGAUGAAAAUGGACGACGCUCGCCUAUCAAAACAACUCUCCUACGGAAAUGUCGCCAGGGGGUGUUCACCGGCCGGAAGGGCAAAAACGACACCGUAA
Molecule: messenger RNA, 480 nt
Organism: Spirometra erinaceieuropaei
Lineage: Eukaryota; Metazoa; Platyhelminthes; Cestoda; Diphyllobothriidea; Diphyllobothriidae
Source: the annotation of a GenBank genome assembly